This is a messenger RNA of Wasmannia auropunctata (little fire ant), 849 nucleotides long. RefSeq names its product palmitoyltransferase ZDHHC22-like. Gene Ontology annotation, molecular function: palmitoyltransferase activity. The coding region runs from base 1 to 741 and encodes 246 amino acids. The transcript has a single exon. Lineage: Eukaryota; Metazoa; Arthropoda; Insecta; Hymenoptera; Formicidae. The record is from RefSeq and is a predicted model, not a curated record.
AUGCAAUCGCAACACGAGCAACGACGCGAAAUCGCCGCCGAUUGCUGCUAUCAGCAAUGGCCAGCGCAUUAUCACCAUCAUCAUCAUCAGCAGCAGCAGCAGCGCAAGCAGUUCGAGCAGCAACCCGCGGACGGCGGCGCGCAGCCGCCGCCACCGCCGCCGGCGCACAACACUGCCUACAAGUUCUGGCACUGCGAGAGGUGCCGGAGCUACAUGUGCAAGCCGACGCAGCACUGCGCCUACUGCCGCAAGUGCUUCCACUUCAUGGACCACCACUGCUUCUUCCUGGGUGCCUGCGUGCUCCGCCAGAACAUGGGCAACUUCAUACUCUUCUGCUUCUACACCUCGCUGACGUGCCUGUACUCCCUGUGCGUCCUGGGCCCGUACAUGUACGAGAAUAUCAAUCACAUAGUGAGGAGCGACGCGGAUUACUUCAAUAUAUUCCUGAACUUCUGCUUCCCCAUCGCCCUGGCGAGGCUGUUGCACUCCAGGGACAGCUCGAGUAUACUUCUGGUCACGGUGUUCGACACGCUCAUGUCGAUCCUCUGCAUCUGCCUGGUGCUCGGUAUCUGGAAGCUGCACAGUUGCCUGACCGGCAAGCAACGUUACGUCAACAUGACGGGCAGGCAGAAUCUGCGGGAGAUCUUUGGCAGCUACGGUCUGUCGAAUAUCAUCUUUCCGUACAACGGUCUCAUAGGCACGCGAGAUAUCAACGGUAAAUACGAAUUGAAGGAAGUGUGAGGCUAAAUCGAGUUGUUAAGCGAUUAACGAACUUCGAUUAGAUUUAACAUAUACAUUUCUUUUAUUAUGUACUUAUGUAGCAAUAAAUACAGUCAUAUGUACAACAUA